Messenger RNA from Bombina bombina (fire-bellied toad), 739 nucleotides. It is a transcript of the gene NAF1, whose product is annotated as nuclear assembly factor 1 ribonucleoprotein. Gene Ontology annotation, molecular function: RNA binding. The record is from RefSeq and is a predicted model, not a curated record. Gene Ontology annotation, cellular component: sno(s)RNA-containing ribonucleoprotein complex. Gene Ontology annotation, biological process: box H/ACA snoRNP assembly; ribosome biogenesis. The coding region runs from base 44 to 739 and encodes 231 amino acids. The transcript has 6 exons. Lineage: Eukaryota; Metazoa; Chordata; Amphibia; Anura; Bombinatoridae.
UGGAAUAUAUGGCAAGUGUUACUUAAAGUUCAUCACUUUCAUUAUGGAUACUUUGGAUGAUUCAAAAGUUGCUCUGGAGAUUGAUAAGGUAGAAGACCGCAACAUUAUUUCCAUUGUGACUGACACAAAUUCUGCUGAGCAAGAUUCAGGUUCUGGUCUUUGCAUCAAAAGUGAAGAUGAUGCCGUAUAUACCCAGAAAGAUUUGGUACCAAGAGCAGAAUGCCUGGUCACAGUUUGUGACAAAAUAAAUGGGAAUGACAGCAUCACAGAAGCUAAUGAAAAGGUAGAAGAUCAAAGGGAAGUGGCUACACAGUUAGGAAGUUUAACCUUUAAAACUGAUACUAUUGCUGACUCUGGCUUUGUGGGGGAAAAUGGACAACUGAAAAGUGAUUCUUUACAAAUGUGUCUUACAUUGGAAGAAGUUAAUUCUGAGACUGCUUGUGAAGCUGAUGACAGUUCUGAAAGUGACACAGACUCUGAUUCAUCUUCCUCUUCAUCGUCAUCCUCCUCUUCUUCAAUGUCCUUACCUUUGGUGAUUCAAGAAGAUGAUGAAGAUGAAUUAGUGCAAAACAAAGAAGUUGUUUUGAAGACUAGGGACGAGGUUCUUCUCAAUGAACUCCCAGAAGUUGAAACAAUAUCAAUAUCUGUUCCUGAAGAUGUUGAACUGAAGCCAUUUGGGACAGUGUCAGGCAUUAUUGAACAACUAGAAAUUAUUGGCAGCAGAGUUACUUACUACUGA